GGACAGUGUGAAACCCUGCUUUAGGAUUGAGGAGACGAAUCUUGCUGUGUGUGUGAGAGAGAGAGAGAGAGAGAAGGAAGAGUUCGCAACAGCAGUUACCCAGUCACUGGCGGACAUUCUCAGCCCAUCCUAUUUGAAUCAAUAUGAAGACCUGUCUCCUAUCUCUAGUACUGCUCUUUUAUUUGGUUCCUUGUUCACAGGGAGAUUGUGUGGCUGAGUGCCUCACCUGUCACAAACUCUUCUAUCAGCGUCAACACUUCAAUGUACUGGUCUGUAUUCUACAGUGCAAAGGGAAAGUUAUAUCCUCUGUCGUUUGGGAAGAAUGCAGAAAAAUUGCCUCAGCAUCACCUGUAGGUGUAAGUACAUCUCAAACCAGAAGCCUGUCUUUUGGUAAUGCUGGAAGCAAUAGUAGAAUCAACUCGGCAAACACUUGGGGCUUUCUUCAAACCAUGAAGACCAUGUGGCCCAAUGGCAGUGUGAAGCACGUCUAUGAUGAUGGGGCUGAGACCAUAUUUGAGAUGGACAACAGUCAACAAGAGACAGAGAGGAAACAUCAUAUCAGAGAAGUUGCAGAGGGCAACAGAAGUUUCCAGAAAAGAUAUGGAGGCUUCAUGGGAGUCAGAAAAUCAGUUAGGAACUGGAGCAAUUUGAACAGACAGACCAAUCAGAAGAGAUAUAGCAAAUUUCUGAGGCAGUACCUAGGACUGACAACACGUUCUACUGAGUAGGACAGUUUACCAAGCAACUUGGCUGUGUAAAUUUGAGAUUGUGGGACUGAGUAGAGCUGAUGCCUAGUCUAAAUUAUAGAGGAGUCAGCCUUAACAUUAGCUCAUGUCAUAAUUAUUCUGUGAUAGUUGAAACACCUAACUCAGAGAUAAAUGUACAGAUACGACUGCUGAACACAAUACUCUCU
Messenger RNA from Rhincodon typus (whale shark), 913 nucleotides. It is a transcript of the gene pnocb, whose product is annotated as prepronociceptin b. The transcript is spliced from 3 exons. Gene Ontology annotation, molecular function: opioid receptor binding. The record is from RefSeq and is a predicted model, not a curated record. NCBI's taxonomy places the organism in Eukaryota, Metazoa, Chordata, Chondrichthyes, Orectolobiformes, Rhincodontidae. Gene Ontology annotation, cellular component: axon terminus; neuronal cell body; dendrite. Bases 144 to 728 code for a protein of 194 amino acids. Gene Ontology annotation, biological process: neuropeptide signaling pathway; chemical synaptic transmission; sensory perception.